AAGUAUAAAUAGGCUUCUUGAGGAUCACUUUUACAAUCUGGGACCCUUGUUAAUAUUUGAAAGGCUCAGAUUCUAAAAUCUAAUAUUUUUUACUUAUGAGGCCAAAUACAUUAUAAAAAUCAGUAAGAGGAUUUGUCCUCAUUUAAAUUUACACACAUGAGCCCCAUUUUGCUAUAAUUUAAUAUUUUGUUGUGCUUCUAUUUUUGCUUACAAACUGAAGAGGUCUUUUUUAAUACAUAGAAGUCUUUGUGGGCAGGUGUUAUGCAAUAUAUGGCACUGAAGGAUAUUGCAUGGAGGAGAUAACAUCAAAUCCUGUAUUUGAACAUCACCCCUGUCUGUGGGAACACUGCAGUGCAACCAUGUGUUUGCUGUGUGUGCGCUUCUGUAUGUACAAAACUGUUCUUCCAGAUUUUUAUUCAGUGCAUCUGUUUAAGUGGUACAAAACAUGCAUCUCCAGCUGGGACGAACUAGGGAAGAAUGAGGGAGGCAAGCUUUCCUCCUCAGGAGAGAUGAUGUAAUUAAAAACAAGCUUAUCUCCAGAAAGAAUCUGCAUGUCUAUUCUAUUCCAUUUCCCAGAAUCAGGUGCCUUGUGGUGUCCCUGACUUUGCCUGAGAGAACUUUCCUCAAGUUCUGCUGUCUUUGCUUCACCCAUCCUGCCGUGGGUUGCCAUGCUCUGGGAAUGCUGGGUUUUGACAGCUGUGCUGAAGCAGGAGGAAAGUGCCAAGACAGAAGAUUUCCCUGGGAGACUGUAACAUCUUGCAGCUUUGCUGUCACUUGUUAUGUGGUGGUGAAUGCUGAUGCACACUCUUGACCCAUCCCACUGUGAUCGCUGCCCUUGCUCCCAGGAAGGAGCACACUGUAACCAGCACAGCUCUCUGCACGGGGAGCAGUGAAAUGCUCUUGCUGUCCUUCCUCAGGCUGGAUCCCUGUCCUCGCUUGGUGUACCGUGUGCACCACAAGCACACAGAGCCACGCAAUAGCACAGUGACAAAAAAGAAAAAAUAAAAGUUUGAUGGCAAGAAGGAAUCCUCAAAUCAACAGUUACUGCCACCCAAAAUGUCUGAGAUUCAUCUUUUCAGCCAGUGCCUCUAUGUCGAGCUAAUUUCCUUGGUAGCACAGACAAUGAGGAAACAAUCUGAGCAGAUCAAAUAUGGAGGCAUAUUUGGUAUUUCAGCAGACUUUUUUGUUUUGUUGUUUUGUUUUUUUUUUAAUGCAUUUGAAAUCUAGAAUUUAUACUGCAGAAACUCAAGUAUGAUCCAACUAUACACUUACUGUUAUUUUAUUAAAUAAAAGUUCUGACUGCUUUUAAUGCAGUGCUUGAAAACUCAUUAGGAGUGAGAUGUAAAUAUAGUAAACCAAUGAGCCUGUUGAAGCUUUCAUUAAUGUAAGUAUUUGAAUAGUUGGGUUUUUCAAGAGUUAGAGUUCUUUGUGGUUCCAGGUUUCUGGAUUUUGUUUAGCUACUCCUGGGUUACAUAGGCAGUAGAUUAUAAUGAUGCUGUAUCAGAUUGGCUUCUCCUAAGGGAGAAAACACACUCACUGAAGAGUGUCAGGACCAGUAUUUGGCAGGGGGAAGAAGAGGUUUGUUUUUGCUUUCUCUAAGUGAGGAUUUGAUAGAGGAAUGAGUACUGUGUGUGUGUGCACCCUUCCAUGGGCUUGGCUGCACUUGUUAGUGUUGUCAGUGCUGUGAGUGCUGACUUGUUUUCUGUUUUGUGAAAAUCUUCAUUUGAGAAUCAGACACUGAUUUUGGGACUGUUCCUCCUUGUUGAGGUAAUGUUUGGCAUUCUGGUUUGCGCUAAACUAAAACUAAACUUCUAGAAUAUGUGUUCAAGGAUUCCAAGCAUAAAAUAACCCUGCAGAAUUUGACACACUGUUUUAAAUAGUGUAGUUCACUUUUUUCUUCCAUUCUGUUGAUGCUUUUUAGGUAAACAGUGAUAAUUCCAUGGUGCCAGUGAUGGCCUAACCAAAAUGGGAUAAAUAUCUUGGGCAAAGAUAGAGUGUGAAUGAUUUAUAGAUUGUCUGGAAGUUUUUUAUAGAUAUGACAUCAAUGGUAAGUCACUUAAAAAUUAAAUUUCUCUUGAAAAACACAGAGGCAUAGUUAAUGUGGAUUUUUUCACCGCAAUUUUGAAAAUACAUUUAUUCAUAUGUUUUAUUCUUCCUGGAUUUGUCUUCUAUUGCGAUAGUAUUGCAAUAGAUGUUUAUUGAUAUUUGCUUUACUUGUCUGUUGUGUUUACUAAGACUCUUCCAAAAUUCAGCUCACUUCCUUUUAAUCAACUAUGCCAGUUCUGACCAGCUUAAUUCAUGUUUUAUAGAGGUUCUGUGUCUGGGGAGAGUACAGACAAAGUUAAAACUGCUUGAAACUUGAACUUAAAACAUUAUUUUAUAGUAGGUGAGUAUGAGUAGUGAGAGUCUUAGCUCUGGUACUGAGUUUUCUCUUUCUGUUAAAUAGUAGCUGAUCCUUCACUUGUCCACUUUUGCAGCCAAGGAAAGCCUGAUCCAUGGAACAGUACAGAGGCUCUGGAAGCAGAAAGGAGGAAAUGCAGUUUAUGUCAGUCAGAAUUGUUUGUUGUCUGAUAACAUCACUGUCUCAGCAGGGAAAUCAUUUCCUGUAAACAAUAUGGCUUUAUCUGAAAAAUCUGCUAUUUUAAUAAAGUGAAAAAUUAUUUUUCCAAGUUUCACAGAAGCCUUAUCUUUGUCUGACAGGAAAAAGGGAAGCGGCAGGGAUGAAAGAUGCUUUGUGAACUGAGCUCUGUUUACUUAAGCUAUGGAAAAUAUGCUGAAAUCAUAUACAUUAAGUGCAUAGCUUAAUGCAUUUUUUUAAUAAACACAUUUUCCCACAUACUAUUAAAUUAGUUGAAUUGACUAACUACCAUCUAAUGGAAAAUGAGAUCUAUUAACCAUCUCUUCUUCUGGAGAUGUUUUACACUUGUUCUAAGGAAUUUAUAAGAUAGCAAACCUCUAACCUGGAUCACAGACCAGUGUUGCCAGUCCACAGAAGCUUUUUAACUGUGUGUGAUGUCCCACUAGACAUGAAGUCUUGUUCAUCCCAUGAACUGCCUGCCAUAGCUGCUGUGGGCUGCUUCCUGCCUGUAAUGGAGACAUGAUGCACCCAGGAUUUCCACUGUCACAGCUACUUUGGUGCUCCAGGCAGAGGCACUUCUUGGAUUUAUCCCACACCAAGGGGUUGACAUUGGUCUGUCUCUGUCAGCUGGCGACACAAACUUUGUACCUUCAGAGAUGUGUUAAUGAAAUCUGGCUUCUGCUACAAAACAAAGAAAUACCCCCAACCCCUUCCUGCUUAAAUUGGUCUUAGAAAAAAGCUGGUGUUAUAGGAUAGAGGCAGAAAAGCAAGACACAAACUCUGUCUUAUCAAAAGAUGGAAUCUUUGAGGGGCAAAGGAGAGGGAAGAUAAUUUUGUAGAGUUUUCAGAUCAGAGGCACUAGUACGUAUGUUGGUUCUUUCUGUUCUGUAGGAAUUUCAACACUGAUGUUACAUCUCCCACUAGUAAAUGUAUUUAUAUCUGUGUUCAGCUCAGGGAUCCUCACAUCAGAAAACAUAGUGAAAACUUAAUUAAGAAGUUGUGAGGAAUUUCUUCUAUCUAUGUUCUUUAUGCUAUGAUGCUUCUUGGUCAACUAAAUUGAUAGGUGUUUUGUAGGUUUUUGAAGCACAAAUUUCCCAGAUUUCUCCUUUCAAACUUUUUUGACUUGUUGCUAUAUAAAGUUUUUUUCCUAUUUGGAAUCAGUGAAUUCAGGAAAAUUUAGCCACUUCACAUGCUUAGUAGAGAAAAUAAAUAUUUAAAUAAUCUUGGAUGGUGUUUCAUGGUAAGAGUAAAGAUUUUUAUAUAGUUUUUUUCUUUUUCUUUAAUAUUAAAAAACCAAGUGCAUGUUGAACAAUCAGAAGUAGUUUCCAUACAGAUGUUCAUCUUAAAACUGUUUUUUCUAUUUAUUUAGGCUGCUAAAGUGCAGAUUUACUGUAAAAACUGUGUAUAUAUACACACACAAAUACAUAUAUAUAUAUAGAGAGAGAGAGAGUAGUGUAAGAAUAAUCAAGAUCUCGUGAAGUUUUUCACAGGGCAAUGCUAACAAGAAUGUUUGCUUAUUAAUACUUCAACUGAUGGAAGAGGCAGUAGUUAAUAUUGUGAGAUGCAGAAUGAAGGCAGCAAUUCCUUCCAUCAAAACCAUUCUUUUUGAUGUAGAUGCCAUUUUAAUUAAACAUCCAUGUGUGCUGCUGUGUGACAGUGACCAUGUGGAGGAUUGCACUGUGUCAGGCUCUGACCAUUCACUGGCAGUUCUGGUUCUGGAGCUCUUGCAGACAUGGCCUGCAUGCAUGGGAACCACAAGGCAUGUCAAGGUUCUGCUGGUCCUUGGCUGGAUGUCCUCCACUGUUUCCAAAUGGGAUAUUAGGAAAUCCUAGAAUACCAAACUUCCCUGAAUUUUUCUUUGAGCUGCAGCAUUUCUGCUAGAAAAAUAGGUAAGUAAGGUCACACUAAAGUAAUAACCCCCAAAGGCUUGAUCUCAAUGACAGCUCACAUCUGUUAAUUACAUUUGAUGGUUGUUUUUAUGGCAGAGUAGUGCUGCUGAUGUGGGACCGUGUAAUCUAUCUAAAAUUGUUGUGACUGAAAGCCAGAUUCUGACUCCAUAAAAUUCCAUAACAUCUGAGUGACUUCACUGAUUUCUAAGGUGUUUUUUUUUCUGGCUCUCAUUAAUAUGAAUGAGCUUAUAAUCAGGCUUCAGUUAUGGUUCAGAAUAUAUCAGAAGAUAAAAAUAUGAGCAAAUGUAAACUGUCAUAAAGCAGGUGAAGUGUCCACAAUACAUGGGUUUAAUCAUAAAUAAGUUUUGCAAAAUUGUCAGCUGAGCUAUAACAGGGAUGAGUAAUUUCUCAGCAGAGUUUCCUUGUAUGAACAUAAAACCAGAACUCAUAUAGUUUUAUUGGAUGUUUAAGUAGUGGUGUCUGUGUUACAAAAAUAACCAAACCCAAACCCUUGCCAUGGUGUGCUAACGAAAGGAGACUGAGCAGAUGGUUUUUAGGGACUGCACUUCACGUGUUAUGCAACUGUGCUGUUCUUCCAGAGAAAGAGAAGUGAAGCAGAAAGAAGUCUAGCUAAACCUUUAAUGCUUAAACUUCCACUCAUUGUUAACACAAAAAAAUGACUGAAGAAAGCUCCAAAAAUAGAGUAUUCAGGUGUGCAAGCUACAAAAUUUAUUUGUUUUUACCCUCCAAUUUGAACAGUUAUCUCAUUAGAGCAGCAGAGUUACAAAUUAAGCACCCUCAACAUGUUUUUAUCAAGGAGGAAGGGAAAAGGAAUAAUAAAUUGUUCUUGAAUGAGGAAAAACCUUGUAGCAUGGCCAAGAGAACAAUGCCAGACAGAAUACAGAGUUGCUUGGGUUUGAGAUACUGCCCAAUGAAACCUGAAGAUGAGAGCUUGUACUGGAGGAGUAAUAAAAAAAGAAAUUCAAACAGCUUAUUCCAAUUAAGGAGUAUAACUGGAGUUCCUGUCAGCCCUAGUAAAUGGUAUUUAGAGAAGUGAAGUCACCUUCUCUUACAAAGACUGCCUGUAAAAUAUACAACUCAGUGUUGUUAUCACAUUUCAGUAGCUGGAGUAUUCAAAAGAUAAGCAGUAUUAGUGGUUUUUAGGAAAAAUGUAAAACUGUAAAUGUUCCUUAAAACAUUUUGUGGUGUAAUCUCUAUACUAUAAAAAAUCCUCUGUAAGAGAGAGGGGAAGGAGGGGUUGGCUAAAAUACCCACAAACACUGUGCAGCGUAUGUGUUUUCCUCCUUGGAGCAAAGAAUGAGUAGGUGGUGACUGGACCUUUUGUCAGUCAAGCAAUAUUACUCUGAAAAAGGAUGUAUUUACAGCUUUUCCCUCUUAAUGGAUUUUCAUUCUAUCACCACUAUUAAUUAUGUCAAAGAGGGAGGUAUUGGGCUGUGGUAACGUGGAAGAUGCAGAGAUUAAUCAGCAAAAUCAAUGGCAUCAGUAUGGCACAGAUCCCUUAGGUUUCUUUUUCAUAAGUACAAAUGUGCUCCUUUAGAGUCUUGUUUAUAUGGGCACAGUGGUCCCAUCAACCUCCUUCCGUAGUCACUGGGGAAUUCUGGAUGCUUCUGACCCUCCAGAAGCUACAGGCAGACAGACCUAGAUCAUGGCAUCACAGAAGGGUUUGGGUUGGAAGAGACCUUAAAGGUCAUCUAGUUCCAAGCCUCCUGCUUUUAUCCAAUCCAUCCAUCCAUCCACCCAUCCAUCUAUCCAAUCCAUGUCUCUCCAAUUUGGAGACAAGGAUGUUGUGUGGGACGGUCUCCAAUGCUUUUCCAUUUCCAUAAGUCCAGGUAAAUGAUGUAAGUAGGUAGUGGUGGUGGUUCUCAUUUUCCUGGGAGAGAAGUUAAUGUAUGAAGAUAUUUUGCAGAAAAGUGAUGAAGAUGAUUGAGAAUUGUACAGCAAUCUGCUGAAGUCAAACAUAUGAUGCAAUGUCUAAUCAAAUUACCAUCACACAAAUCAUGGAGGAGCUGUCAGAUUUGUAUCGUUUGGGCAUAUCAUGCUUGUCAAACUCCUCCUGUAGAGCUAAUAAAUCAAACCCAGCAUGAUUGGUGCUGUUUUUCCUCUCUGUUCCACUAUCCUAUAAAUAGCUCCCUGUUCCAUGAGAGCCGUGGCAACUUUCCCAGCAGAAAUAGGAUAACAAAGAUGUCUAUCCUCUACACCUCUCUUUGUGCCUUUUUCAGUACCACGUAGUGGUGUGGAAAAUAUUCCAUUUGUACUAUGAAUUUACCUUUUUUAUUUAGUGUGUAUAUAUAUUUCCUUUUGCCCUGAAUCACAGUAAAGGUGAAAAAAGGAAAUCAGAGUGCUGUUUGGCUAUUGUGCUGCACUUUUUAUACAUAACUAUAAAUAUAAAUAAUCUUCUGUUUUAACAGUCCUACAUUUUGAAAAGCUUAAGGCAAAGUUUGCUUUCUCACGUGCAUUUCUAUCACAGUCCAGCUGCACAGUGUUCAUUUUGUACUAGACUGAAGAAACAGCACAUACUAGCAUUUCUUAACUUUCAUUUUUCUAGUAUAAUUUCUUGUCUUACAGGUCCCUGUGUAAGAAAACAACCCCCAAUCCAAAAGUACUUAAAAGAACAAGGAAAACUGCCAUUUAAACCUGCACAGUGUUCCAGCCUGUGCUGCUGUCUCCAGCUAGUUGACACCACCUACCAAAGGAAAAACAUGCUGUACAGCUGUAAUAGGAUUAAACAGUAUAAACCUGCAAGCAGAAAUGUGAUUAAUACAGGGUAUUUCUGAGUCCUGCAGUGACUAUAUUGCUACACUGAGAAAACCAGAAUCUUUAUUAGAAGCAUUUUCGGUAUGUAUAUAUUUUUUCUGAAGUUAUUUAUAAUUGUUGCCUUUCUCUCAGACCUGCAGGAGAUAAUUUUUAAAUUAACUGUGCAGUGUAAUCAGUAUCAGUAGACUAUACAAUUCUGAGAUGUCAAGAAUUAUGAUAAGCCUCAUACUAGGCUCUGGAGAGAUUUGUAACUGUGUAGUUUGCACUGGCCCAUUUUUAUUAGCAUUUUCAUUAUAAAGUUGUUACUGGAAGCAUAAAGUUAAUGUUCUGUAACAAGAAAACAGCAAUUAUGCAGUCCUAAACAAGAACUCAACAUUAAACAUGGCAGAUAAAAAUAACAAGCAGAUACAGUUACUGCAGACAGAUAAUGUGGAAAAAAAUAAUGUAGCAUUUACAGGAAGGCAAUGGUAACUUUUCUUCCUUAAGCAUAAAACUGGUUGCCAAACAACCCCCUAUAAUUUCUGAGCAUUCAUCUUUGCAUUUUCAAGUAGAACUUCCAAAAGUGCAGAGCACAAGCUCAAACUGUUUUCCCUUUGAAAUCAAUGAGAAGAUAAAAAUCUGAUAAAAAUGUAUGUGUUAAUUAACUUAAAAAAUUUUUCUUAAACCUGUGUAUCUUUUAAGAAUGCUCUUUUCUGUGUCCUCCCUCAGAAUCUGUAUUAAAUGGAUACUGUCAAUUACCUCCACAGCUGUAAAUAUAGCUCAAGUUUUCCCUUAGUGGAAAAACAGUUUACAAAACCCAGGAAGAGCUGCUUAAUUACUUUACAAAGUUUAGUCUUUGCUCUCACUAAACAAUGGUCCCUUUUCUUUUAAAAAUAAUGCAACACGUCCAUGGGGCCGGAUGGGAUCCACCCCAGGGCAGUGACGGAAUGGAGGAAGAGCUCGCCCUGGCACUCUCCAUCGUUUAUCAGCAGUCCUGGCUAAGUGGGGAGCUCCCAGAUGGUUUGAGGUUGGCAAAUGCAACACCCACCUACGUGAAGGGCUGGCAGGAGGAUGGGGGAAUUACAGCCUGACUGUGGUGCCAUGGUGCAAAUCAUUGUGUGUGUCACCACAUAAAGAGCAAUCAGGGGAUCUGUCCCAGCCAGCAUGGGGUCAUGAAAGGCGGGUGCUGCUUGACCAACCUGACCUUCUAUGACCAGGUGACGAUGUAGUGGGUGAGGGAAAGGCCGUGGAUGUUGUCUACCUGGACUUCAGCAGAGCCUUUGCUACCUCCUCCCACAGCAUUCUCCUGGAGAAACUGGCUUCCCGCAGCUUGGGCAGGUGCAUUCUUUGCUGGCUAAAAACCUGGCUGAAUGGCCGAGCCCAGAGUUGUGGUGAACGGUGACACAUCCAGUAGGUGGCUGGUCACUAGUGGUGUUUCCCAGGGCUCAGUACUCCAUCCAGCCCUGACUAGGAUCUUUACAGAUGACUGGAUGAGGGGAUUAAAUGUACCUUCACUAAGGUACACCAAAGGACAUUAAGGACACCAAACUGAGAGGGAGUGUUGGUCUGCUGGAGGGUAGGAAGGUUCUGCAGAGGGAUCUAGGCAGGCUGGACCCAGACCAGUUGUAUGAGGUUCAAUGAGGCCAAGUUCUGUGUCCUGCCCUCGUGUCCCAACAAAGCCCUGCAGUGCUCCAGGCUGGGGAGAGUGGCAGGAAAGCUGCCCAGCAGGAAAGUCCCUGGGGGUGCUGGCCAAGAGCAGCCAAACAUGAGCCGGUGUGUGCCCAGGUGGGCAAGAAGGCUGGUGGCCUCCUGGCCUUCUGUGUCAGCAGUAGUGUGACCAGCAGGAUCAGGGCAGUGGCUGUCCCACUGCACUUGGCACAGGUGAGGACACACCUCAAGUGCUGUGUCCAGUUCUGUGUCACUCACUACAAGACAGAGAUUGAGGUGCAGGAGCAUGCCCAGAUAAGAGCAGUGGAGCAGGGUAAGGGUCUGGAGCACAAGUCUGAUGAGGAGCAGCAGAGGGAGCUGGGGCUGUUUAGCCUGGAGAAAAGGAGGCUUGGGGUCACUCAAUUGCUCUCUACAGCCACCUGAAAGGAGGGUGUAUCCAGAGGGGAGUUGGCUUCUUCUCCCAAGUAACAAGUAACAGGAGGUAAAGGCCUCAAGUUGCACCAGGGAAAGUUUAGGUCUGAUAUUACUGGAUAUUCACAGAAAGGGUUGUCACGCAUUGGAACUGCCCAGGGAAUUGUUUGCAAGCAAGCACAGGAAACUCAAAGGCAGUAGAGUGUAUGUGUAUUGUAUAAUUGUUAAAAAACCCAGACACACGUUUUGGGCUUUUCCCAUUCUAUAGAAAGUGCACACAAAGUUGGAGAUUUUUUUUUUACACCAUUUCUUACAAUACUUAGUUUGUUAUACCUGAGUUCUGCUCUCUUGUUAGAAUGCUUUAUGCACUCUACUUCAUAAAAUGCUAAAGAAUUUUUGUCUUAAAAUAUUGGUAUAUAAUAAAAAUCCGUCAGGUUGGAAAUUCAAGCACUGGAAGGCCAUUAAGUGUCUAAAUCAAGGCUGUUGGCAUAUGUCUGUUUUUAUCCUCUGUGGGUAUUUUUUGUUGCAGAUUCUUAGGUCGCAGUCACAUAAUUUACUUUCUCUCACUGGACAACUGCCUCAUUUAGCCAGUUAUUGUAUCUUCCCUCUACAGAGCUUUGCCUCAUUUUGUUUUGGGUGCUUAUGGGACAUUUAUUGAUUUGCUAUUUCAACAGAAAUUACUUUCUGAAAUGCUCAUGGGGGAAAAAAAAGGAAAGUGACACACUGAGGUUUAGGGUAAAGCUUCCUUAAGUGGAUAUCUUCAAUAUAUGACAUCUAGCAUAAGGGGAUUUAAAAGUAAGUAUCACAUUUAAGCACAGCUACUAAGAUUUUCAACUAUAGAUAUACAUAAAGCAUUUCAAAGCACAUUGAAAAUGCCACAGUGAGGAAGCAGAAAAGGAGGAAUAUGCAAUUAAUUAAUGCUGUUUUUAUAUCAUAAAUGAACUCAGAGAAAAAUUUGUUCCUAAUCUGCCUUCAUAAAACCUCAUGUUUACCUCUCCACAAUUUCCAGCUUCUGUAAGAAAGCAGGCAGAGCCUUGUGCUACAGAUGAGCCCCUGUGCUGUGUAGCCCUCAUUCAUAUCUAGGUCAGGUACGUCAGCAAGGCUGAAUGAGUCAGAGAUUCUGAACAAAUGCAGUGUAUGACUGUGGGAUGUGAAAGAUUCCCAGAAAUAGCUUAUGCAAAUGGAAAUGAAAACUCUACAAAGCAGUACUAAUUCUAACUUUUGAUUGAUUUUAUCACCUUAAUUCUGUGGGGCUGCUCUAAUGGAACAGCCAAGCAAGCUGCACUCUCAUUUCACACUUGGGAAUACACAUCUUCAGUGAAAUGCUUUUCCUAUUUGUGAAUAAAACCAUACAACCAGGAAAAGGAGAAGUCAGCAUCUGCUGUGCCCUCAAUAAGAGCAUCCACACUCUGUUCAUGGAUUCCAGCUCCAGAUGCAGGCUGAAGCCCUGUGCAAUACUGAACUUGCUCUAUAUUUGAACUUUGCAUUCUCUAGCACUUGCUAGAGAUUAUUUAUUAUUAUUAUUAUUAUUAUUAUUAUUAUUAUUAUUAUUAUUAUUAUUAUUAUUAUUAUUACUGUACAAUAGUUGGUUCAUGAGAAGCCAACUCAUACCAGCCAGGCAUGGAGGCUAUGAGAAGGAGCUACUCAGUGGGCUGAAGAGAAGGAACUGGGAGCUGUAUUUCAUAAACACUUGUGUGUGCAGGAGCUUAUCUGCAAGUGGCUAGAGAGACAUCAGGGGUGAGAGAGAAAGUGCAGGAAGCAUCUGGAAAGAGAACUUGAGAAAACCAGGAAAGAUAUUCCUGUGAAUGAAAACUGGCACUGGGACCUGAAAAACAACAGAAGAUGUCAGGCAAGGGGAUGUGCAGGAGGGACAGGGAAAGCAGGGGUGGUGUGGGCCUUGAGUUUUGUCAAUAAGGAAACUGUGACAGAAUGAGAUGAACAGACUGGGAUCAGGCUCCUGCUAGAGAGGGGAUCUGUUCACAGAAUCACAGACUACCCUGAGUUGGAAAGGACCAUCAAAGUAUCAUUGAAAUCCAGGUCCUGCACAGGACAGCCUCAGGAAUCACUGCUCUCUGUGUGAGUGCCUCACAAUUGAUGCUGGUGAUUCCAGAGCCUGGAUCUGUGUUGUGUGUGGUGAAGCUGAACUCUACUGGUGACGAGUUAUGUGGCUUUUGACAUGAUGCCACUUCGAAGAACUUGAGGGUAUUUUUAUUUAAGCUGUGAAAUUGCUGAUUCAGAGCUGCAAAAACUUUGCUUCAUGAGGCUCUGUGACCUGGCCAGGCACCUCAACAGUUAUAGUUUUUCUUUCUUUUCUGACAUCCAACAGACAGACCCCCCCCCCCCCAAACAUUUUUACUGGGCCAGGCAGCAAAACUCAGCAAUUCCAACUCUGAUUUCUUGUCUUAGGUAAAGAACAAGCCUUCAUUAAUGUAGCCUUUUAAAUGGGCUUGUGCAUAUGCAAAGCAGAACUGUAUGCAGUAUGUGUAUGUAAAAAGUAAACCACGUGGCACGUGGAUGCUCAAGCAAUGGUUCUGUGUGAAGACAAGAGCUUUUCUUGGCAGGACAAUCCACCCCACUUGCUGUAGCGAGGCUCAGUGACUCAAGGACCAGAGAAUGUUCUUCCAAUGCCAAGGUAAGGAUGAAUAUUAUUCAUGUCCAAAAAAGAGCACAGUCCUUUCCUUUCAUGGGCAGUGUGUGCCUGAGCACAACUGUGCUUUCAUCUUUAUUGCUCCUAGACGUAUGAAAUGUUCUCCAGAAGACACGUGCAGUGGGUGGGAAGAGGGGCAGAAAUGGGCACAAGGAGUCCAGAAGGUAACGAGGGCAGGUCAAGGCAGCAGGCUAAAGAUGGGUUCCCAAUGUUGCUUCUCAUGAGGUCAGAACACCCAGUGAUGAGUCUGCUAUAGUAUUGCUCUGUUUUUUGCAUUUGCUCAGAGGAGACAAAAAAAAUUUGCAGAGGAGCAACCACAGCCUCUGGAAAGGUCUGGUCUUUCCCUUCUGCCUUCUACUCGAGUCUCUGACAUAAAUUCUAAAGAACACGUUUUCAUAAGAGUUGUCCCAUCUAAGUCAUUCUGAGUAAGAGAAGCAUUGAUGAGUAAAGUGAUGGAGCAAAGCUCUGUGUAAAGCUGGUGCAAGUUGUGACACCAGUGAGGAGAGGUGACUUUACACACAAAUGACCCUGCUUCCUCACACUUGCCUUUUCAUGUCCGUAAGCACCAAGGGUGUUUGUUCACAGUCCUGCCAGAGUUACCUGUGGUGACACAGAGGACAAGGGAUGCACACCCUGCUUCCCCAUGAUCUCAGCUCUUACCUCAGAAGGUAGGUUCAAAUCAGAAAGAAAUCCCUUACUGUGAGAGUGGCAAGACUGCAGAUUCUUGAGUCAAUUAGACUCAAGAUUCACAAGGAACCUGUGGAUGUCCCAUUCCUGGAAGUGUUCAAGGCCAGGUGGGAUAGGGCUCAGAACAACCUGGUUUAGAGGAAGGGCUCCCUGCCCAUGGCAAAGGGGUUGCAACGAGAUGGUCUUUAGAGACCCUUCCACCCAGUCCAGUCUAUGACCACCUCGUAUGUGCUAAAGUACCAGGCUCAUUAAAGCACAUUUUACCGCAGGUGGUGAAUUAAAACGCCUUUAGCAUCCCGAGGCUGUGUCAGCCUGAGCUGUGCAGCCCCGGCCUCCGGGGCUCCUGGGGCGGGCGGCGGGUGCUCAGAGGGGCACGGGGAGACGAGGCCGGGGUGUGGCGGUGCUCCUGGGUGUCCCCUGUCACGGUGUCCCCGGGUCCCGGAUCCUCCUCCCGCCGCUCCCUCAGCCCGCGGGCGGCGCCUCAGGGGACGCGGCCCCGCGCGGCCGCCACCGCGCAGGCGCCGCCCCGCCCCGCCCCGCCCCGCCGAGCCGAGCCGCCACUGCCGUGUCGGCGGCGGCAGAUUCGCCAUAAGGCGCCGCACGGGGACCCGAUUUUCGGUGUUGUUUUAUUUUUUUUCUUCCCUUUUCCCUCGCUCUGUUUUCCACGCGGGCCGCGCUCGGCCCCCGGCGCGCUGUCCCGCUGAGCCCCCGCGGCGAUGGAGACGGCGGCUGCAGGGAUCAAUUCCAUCUUCAUGUGUAAGCUUUGUAACUUAUUUUCACCAAGUAAGUCUGAGCUGUUGUCUCAUGUCUCUGAGAAACACACAGAAGAAGGGACCGGUGUGGAUGACAUCAUUAUUCCUCUCCAGCCUCUAACAGCGCCCACAAACACAAGCAAAGAUGGAGAAGAGUUUCUCGUAGCAAAGAGGAAAAGGGGCAGACCAAAAGGGUCCACUAAGAAGUUUUGUGUGGAUGAAGAUGUGUCAGAAAAUAACCCUGUUCCAAGCAAAGAGACUCCAGCUGGGACAGACGAAGGCCCAGAACCAUCUGAAGUCUCACCAGGCAGCCUGGAGUGCAGGAAAUGCAAUCGCAAAUUCUCCAACACACGCCAGCUGACUAAACACAUCUGCAUUAUUGUUCUGAAUGAAGGAGAAGAAGAAGGAGAUGGAGGUAAUGAUUCUGACGUUGACCUUGACAGGAAGGAAGAUGAGCGAGAAAAAACUCCCAAGAGGCCCAGAGUUCAGAAAGCAGAGAAAACAGCAUCAACUAAGGAGACUGAGCAGGUUUCAGGAGCUAAAAAUCCUAUUAUAAGUGUGGUUUUGACAGCCCAUGAAACUAUUCCAGGAGCCAGAAAAAUUGUUCCUCUUGAGGCUUCUCCUCAUGAAAGUGAACCCAAAACUCCAGACACGACAGUCCAAGACCCAUCACAACGGAAAGGAUAUCAAGAAUAUGCCAUUCAGCAAACCCCAUAUGAACAGGCAAUGAAAACAAGCAGGUUGGGCCCAACUCAACUGAAAAUUUUUACAUGUGAAUACUGUAACAAGGUGUUCAAAUUUAAACACUCCCUCCAAGCACAUCUGAGGAUUCAUACAAAUGAGAAACCUUACAAGUGUUCUUACUGCAGUUAUGCCAGUGCCAUCAAAGCCAACCUGAACGUUCACCUGCGGAAGCACACGGGGGAGAAGUUCAGCUGUGAUUAUUGUACCUUCACCUGUCUCAGCAAAGGCCAUCUCAAAGUUCACAUCGAAAGGGUUCACAAGAAGAUUAAGCAGCACUGUCGUUUCUGCAAAAAGAAAUACUCAGAUGUUAAAAAUUUGAUCAAGCAUAUGAAGGAAACUCACGACCUUCAGGACAAAAAGGUGAAAGAUGUUUUUGAUGAGCUUCGCUUGAUGACGCGAGAGGGCAAAAGGCAGCUUCUCUAUGACUGCCAUAUUUGUGAGCGCAAAUUCAAAAAUGAGCUGGACCGCGACCGUCACAUGCUCGUUCAUGGUGAUGAAAGACCCUUUGCUUGUGAGCUCUGUGGGCAUGGAGCCACUAAAUACCAAGCCCUGGAGCUUCACGUUCGAAAGCACCCUUUUGUGUACGUGUGUUCUGUGUGCCUGAAGAAGUUUGUCAGUUCUGUGAGGCUGCGUGCUCACAUCAAAGAUGUGCACGCAGAGCUGCAGGAGGAUUUUGUUUUUAAUAGUUCCAUCAACCAAAGCUUCUGCCUGCUUGAGCCAGGAGGUGACAUCCAGCCAGAGGCCCUUGGUGAACAGCAGACACAAACUGCAGGUGAAUCGACUGUCACGAGUACUGAUGCUGUUAACACCCCACAGCCAUCUGCUUCUAAAGGUGAAUCAGCAGCUGCAGGUGUAAACCACGAUGGUCAGCAUAAUGGUGAUGUAAAAAUUGAUGCAGUCCUUUCCUUAGAAUUAGAAAAUCCUCUGGUGAAGAAUGUAGAAGAGACACUGUGUCAGACAACGGACGUAGCAGUCCCAGACAUUCAGCCCUGUGUAACAUCAGAUUGCUUCCUGCUGAAAAAUGGUACUGCUGGCCCUGAGGAGUUAAAGGGUUCUCCUCCAAAUGAAGAGGUAGUUACUCACUGCAGUUCUGUAAACGAGCAGGCUGAAGAAAUUAAUCUUUUACUAUCUGAAGACAAAAGUUUAAAUGUGAGUCAGGACAAUGCAAUGACUGAGAACCUUUCAGUUCUUGGAGAGGGAAUCCAGUCUGUUCCUCCUGGUGAAUCAGAAUUAAGCAAUCCACCCAUUCAAAAUUCAGCAGAACCCACGGACCCUUUGGCAGCAGCAGAAGCUGGUGCAGCCACCAGCCCACAAGCAGCCUCUUCCAACACAGCUACAGCCAGUGGAGGGAAUGGAUCCGUGGCCUUCAUGCAGAUCCUGGACAGCUUGCAGAAGAGACAAAUGAACACUGAGCUGCUGGAGAGGAUAAGGAAGGUUUAUGGAGACUUGGAAUGUGAAUACUGUGGCAAGUUGUUUUGGUACCAGGUGCACUAUGACAUGCAUGUCCGUACGCACACUCGAGAACAUUUAUAUUACUGCUCCCAGUGCAAUUAUUCUUCCAUCACCAAGAACUGCCUUAAGCGUCACGUCAUCCAGAAACACAGCAAUAUUUUGCUGAAAUGUCCCACAGAACAUUGUGACUACUCCACUCCAGAUAAAUACAAGCUCCAGGCACACCUUAAAGUUCACUCAGAUCUGGAUAAAAAGAGUUAUUCCUGUCCUGUGUGUGAGAAGUCAUUUUCUGAAGAUCGACUUAUAAAAUCUCACAUCAAGACAAAUCACCCUGAGGUUUCAAUGACUACUAUUUCUGAGAUUCUUGGCAGAAGAGUUCAGCUGAAAGGACUUAUUGGAAAACGAGCUGUGAAAUGUCCCCACUGUGAUUUUUAUUUUAUGAAGAAUGGAUCAGACCUCCAACGUCAUAUUUGGGCUCAUGAAGGUGUGAAACCCUUCAAAUGUUCCCUCUGUGAGUACGCCACUCGCAGCAAGAGCAACUUGAAAGCUCACAUGAAUCGUCACAGCACGGAGAAAACCCACCUUUGUGAUAUGUGUGGGAAAAAGUUCAAAUCAAAAGGCACCUUGAAGAGCCAUAAACUCCUUCAUACUGCUGAUGGAAAGCAGUUUAAAUGCACAGUAUGUGACUAUACAGCUGCCCAGAAACCACAGCUCCUACGUCAUAUGGAACAACAUGUCUCUUUCAAGCCCUUCCGCUGUGCACAUUGCCACUAUUCCUGCAAUAUAUCUGGGUCCCUGAAGAGGCAUUACAACAGGAAGCAUCCCAAUGAAGAGUAUGUCAAUGCAGGGUCUGGGGAGCCUGCAGCUGAAGCUCUCAUCCAACAAGGUGGUAUUAAGUGUCCUGUUUGCAGCUUUGUGUACGGUACAAAAUGGGAGUUCAACAGACAUCUUAAAAACAAGCAUGGAAUGAAGUUGGUGGAGAAUGAUGGGGAGACCAAAUGGGAGUUAACUGCCGAGGUUUCUGAAGAAGCAUCCACUCAGUAUCUCCAUAUCACAGAGGCUGGAGAAGAUGUUCAAGGCACUCAAGCUGCUGUGGCUGCAUUACAGAACCUCAGAUACACUACUGAGAACAGUGAAAGACUGGAUCCAACAGCUGUAAACAUCCUGCAGCAGAUCAUUGAGUUGGGUUCUGAGUCCCACGAUGCCGCUGCAGUGGCUUCUGUCGUUACCAUGGCACCUGGCACGGUGACAGUGGUGAAGCAGGAGCAUCUGCAGCCUCAUGUAAGGUUUUGAAAAUCUGAAAGAUCUCUGUGAAUAACUUUUCUGCUUCAUGGUGAACUGAAAAGCAGCAUUCAAUCUUAAAUCAAGAGAGGGAUUCCACUGAGGAUUUGAGGACAGGCCCACCAAAACUGUUUUGAGCACAAUGGACCUGGAACUCCUGCUGACUUCAAAUAAAAUUGAAGAUAUUACAGUAUUUCACAAAAUGAGCUCUAGAGUAAGGAAAAGGCUUUACCAUUUUACUGCAAAUAUUUUUUCUUACUCCUUUUCAGGAAAGGGAAAAAAUAUAUUUUCCUUAUUGGCAUGAACUCAUUUAUUUCAAAUUUUAAAAUACUUUCUUGUUUUGAGAGAAAGAGAUUCCUCCAAGAGAGACCCAUUUGUAAUGAAUACUUCCAUGUAUUUGGAUGGUCCUUGGAUAUGUAAAUUAAGAACAUUAGGAAUUUAGAGAUGUUGAGCUUCUUAUGAAAACAUGGUGGUGAAAGUCCCAUUGGCUUUCGUGAGAGACAGAUUUAGUUAAUAAAGGAUAUUUAUGCAGGUACUGACUUGAUUUAAUGUGCCAGCUGUGUGUGGCUUCAGCUCCUUGCUGUCAUUCUUUAAUGAAGGAUAAGCAGACAGAUGCUUUUCAGCUGACUCUCAAACAGAAAAGAGGUCUUGGAUGCUGCUCUUCAAAAGAUUUCAGAAGCCAAUAAAGAGAAUUGAGUGUGGUGACUUCGUUCAUUCAGAUGGCAGCUGUCCCACUGUUUCAUCAAUUUGAGGGAUGUAAAUUAACAUUUUGAGAUUAUUCCCUGUGGAACAAUCUAAUAAGAACCAAGCAGAAGCAUGUAAACAUUGAACUGAUUUGAAAUGUAAAUAUCCCAAAUAAUGUGGUGAUUUGUCAAACUAAAAGGAUUACAGAUAGCUGUCCAAAAAAGAUACUGGAAGCUAGAAACACCAGAAAUAAAGGCAUUAGUUUUCUUUACUCUGCAUGACAAGGGUAAUAAACCCACAUCGAUAAAGUCAGGUAGGGAGUUUAAAUUAACUUUCUUUAUUGGCCAUUUUCAUUUCAAAAGGGUGUAAAACUGAAUAAGUAUUAGAUUGCUGCUAUUGAAUUGAAUGAGAUUCUGCUUUUGUUUCAUUUUUGUGUCAACUAUGCUUUAUUUAUUUUCCUCUCUUCAUUAUUUAUGGACAUUCACAAAGCUAUAUUUAAAAUUAUUUAUGGGUUUUGAUUCAGAGUGACAACAGUGAGAUCCAUCUCAUACUGUGUUGUGCAUUCUUGCAGCUCUUAGCAAAUGUAGUGUAAUUUUUCUGGCCUGAGGCAUGUUGUCAGAGGGUUAUGUGUAGUACACUAGAACAAGAGGGAUUAAUGUAUAUUGCAUAAUUAUAGGGCCACAUUUUAGACACCCCCAUUUCUGUAUUUGUUUGAGCAUCUCUACAUCAAGGGCUGUAAUUGUGAGCUGAUUCAUAACAAGCUGUGAGAUUCUAAUUAUCUAACAUUUAUAACUGCAGCUUCCUAUCUGAAUUCAGUGGUGAUUAGACUUUUCAUGGCCUGUUGCAAUAUUCAUUAGUAGAUCUUGUGUAUGUCCUUAACUUCCACAGAGCUGACAGUGGAGCAAGUACCCUCAGGAAAGAGGAGAGGACAGUUAUGAAAAGAGAGUUUGAUAUAAGAAUUCACUAAAGCUCAGUUGCUUUCAAUAGGAUUUAGGGUUUCUUUAAUUAUUUAAAAAUAAAAAAGGGUGCAUUAGGAGCAGCGAUAGACAAAAUUUUACAUUUCUGUGUUUGGUUUUUUUUUUUCAUUAUUUAGCUCCUUGCUUUUCAAAGAGAGGCUCAAGCUUCCAUUAUUGGGGGGUGAAAGGGCCUUAUAAAAAGAGUGAGUGAUUUUGACAGAUAGGGAAAGGACAAGGGGGGUUGUUUAUAAAGUCAAAAAGGAGAGACUUGGAUUAGAUGUUAGGAAGAAAUUCUUUAGUCAGAGGGUAGUGAGGCAUGGGAACAGAUUGCCCAGAGAAGUUGUGGAUGCCCCAUCCCUGGGAGUGUUUGGGGCCAGGCUGGAUAGGUCUAGUGGGAGGUGACCCUGCCCAUGACAGAGGGGUUGGAACUAAAUCAUCUCCAAGUUCCCUGUCAAUCCAAACCAUUCUGAGUCUAUUACUCUUUGGUUCUAUGAUACCUGCAUUUUGAGGCAACAUAAAUUGUUCUUUCUGAGGCUGGUUGCAAAUUUUAUUGUGUCAAGAAAACAUCCAGCAUCAUCUGCUUGUGUUGAGCUUGAACUUCAGCAGGAGCUGUUUAAACUCUAUUUCAAAUAAAACAUUCAGAUAUGUUUGAUAAAAGAAUGUGAAAAGGUCUUCAUUUCACUCCUGUACUUUUUGUCCCCACAAACUGAAUCCUGUGCAAUGACGCCAGAGUGAGCAUUGGUGGGUACAACUGUGCUGUUGCAUUAAGAUCAGUGACAAUGGCCAGAUUCCCUUUAGAUGUUAAGUCUUUCACCAGAUAAAAUCCACAUUUAUUUCAUUACUAUAUUACAGCCAUACUGACUUGGGGCCCUGUGAAUAAUUUAACACCCGGACAUAUUUGUUAUUUUUCAAGAAAAAGCUUCCUAUAGCCUUAUUAGUUGAGUGAAAGUUCAGAGUGCUGUGAAGUCCCAAAGGGCUUGGAAAUCUCUGAAAUCUUUUUCUGACAGGUAUUUUAAACACAAAAUAGAAAAGUCAGGAGCAAAUUCACUGUAUAACAAAGAGA
Molecule: messenger RNA, 19566 nt
Organism: Motacilla alba alba
Lineage: Eukaryota; Metazoa; Chordata; Aves; Passeriformes; Motacillidae
Gene: ZFAT
Product: zinc finger and AT-hook domain containing
Exons: 16
Coding region: 13351-16875 (1174 amino acids)
Biological process (GO): regulation of DNA-templated transcription
Molecular function (GO): DNA-binding transcription factor activity, RNA polymerase II-specific; RNA polymerase II cis-regulatory region sequence-specific DNA binding
Source: RefSeq, a predicted model, not a curated record